Molecule: messenger RNA, 1903 nt
Organism: Nothobranchius furzeri (turquoise killifish)
Lineage: Eukaryota; Metazoa; Chordata; Actinopteri; Cyprinodontiformes; Nothobranchiidae
Product: acyl-CoA Delta-4 desaturase
Biological process (GO): lipid metabolic process
Cellular component (GO): membrane
Molecular function (GO): oxidoreductase activity, acting on paired donors, with oxidation of a pair of donors resulting in the reduction of molecular oxygen to two molecules of water
Source: RefSeq, a predicted model, not a curated record
UGCUGCUCGCUGAUUGGCCAGAAAUCCUCGAAAGAUCCGCUCGAAGUUCGACGGGACGGAGGGGGCGAACCGACGAGGCCUAUCAGGGAGGUAGGGUUUUAUGAGAGCCUGCUUGGUUUUUAUAAAGGGUCCGAACCGAGCCAAGAACGACCGCGACCCGAGCUGUAUGAGACGGAAGUCCAAGGAGAGGAGUCCGAGUCUGGAUGCUGUUUGCGUCUUUGGAACGGACUGGAUUAGAGUGCGCGCGGAUCCAGACAGGGACCAGAGAGGAUGGGAGGUGGAGGUCAGCUGAAUGACCCGGUUGAACCGGGCAGCGCGAAGGGGACAGGUGUUUACACCUGGGAGGAGGUCCAGAGACACUGCAGCAAGAACGAUCAGUGGCUGGUCAUCAACAGGAAGGUGUAUAACAUCAGUCAGUGGGCCAGAAGGCAUCCAGGAGGGUUCCGGGUCAUCAGUCACUACUCUGGAGAGGAUGCUACGGAGGCGUUCACUGCUUUUCAUCCAGAACAAAAGUUUGUGCAAAAGUUUUUGAAGCCUCUGCUGGUUGGAGAGCUGGCAUCAACAGAACCGAAUCAAGACCAAGACAAAAAUGCUACAAUCGUAGAGGAUUUUGAAAAUUUACGAGCUCAGGUGGAGAAGGAGGGUCUGUUUCAGUCCAAGCCUCUGUUCUUCUGCCUUCAUUUGGGUCACAUCCUGCUAUUGGAGGUCCUUGCCUGGCUGAUGCUUUCCUACUGGGGGACAAGUUGGACAAUGACUUUACUGUGUGCAGUGAUGCUGGCAACUGCUCAGUCGCAGGCUGGAUGGCUGCAGCAUGACUUCGGUCACCUUUCUGUCUUCAAGAAGUCCAAGUGGAAUCACCUGGUGCACAAGUUUGUCAUCGGACAUUUAAAGGGAGCUUCAGCCAACUGGUGGAACCACCGACAUUUCCAACAUCAUGCCAAACCGAACAUUUUCAUGAAGGAUCCUGAUAUUUACAUGUUAGACAUCUUUGUACUUGGAAACACUCAACCUGUGGAGUACGGCAUUAAGAAGAUCAAAUACAUGCCCUACAAUCACCAGCAUCAGUACUUCUUUCUCGUGGCACCACCACUACUUAUUCCAGUUUUUUACAACUUUAAUAUAAUGAAGACCAUGAUUACCCAUCGUGACUGGGUGGAUCUGGCUUGGGCCUCAACGUACUACAUCCGUUACUUCUAUUGUUAUACACCAUUCUAUGGCUUUUUGGGCUCAUUAGCUCUCAUGAUGUUUGUCAGGUUUUUAGAAAGUCACUGGUUUGUGUGGGUGACUCAGAUGAACCAUCUGCCAAUGGAGAUCGAGUAUGAGAGGCGUCAAGACUGGCUAACUACGCAGUUGCUGUCUACGUGUAACAUUGAGCAGUCCUUCUUCAACGACUGGUUCAGUGGACACCUCAACUUUCAAAUCGAACACCACUUGUUUCCCAGAAUGCCACGCCACAACUACCGCCUGGUGGCCCCACGAGUCAAAGAGCUAUGUGAGAAACACGGUGUUCCUUACGGGAUGAAAACACUGUGGAGAGGCAUGGUUGACGUUGUCAGGUCACUGAAAACUUCAGGAGAUCUCUGGCUUGAUGCAUAUCUUCAUAAAUAACAAACUAUGCAAACAAAUGGUGAUUUUUCCUCUUCUGUCACAUAAAAAACCUGAUAAAAAUCUAAUUAACUAGAGGUAAAUAAUCUGCCUUGUUUUCAGAAAGUUGCAAGAUUGCAAUAAUCAUUAGUCUGUGAACUUUUUUUAAUUUGAAUAUCAACUGAUGUUUUAGGUCAAAUUAGAACAACAGAUUGUCUAUCAUUUCUAAUUUUAACCACUUUUUUUUUACCUUGUAGCACAGCUUCAGUAAUGCAACUUGGCAGAAAUGAUGUCAGGAAAUAAAAACUGUGAAAUCUGA